Symbiodinium natans is the source of this 303-nucleotide messenger RNA. The record is from the annotation of a GenBank genome assembly. Lineage: Eukaryota; Dinophyceae; Suessiales; Symbiodiniaceae.
AUGUCAAACCAGCGGUUGAGUCGUGGCCCUGCGGCCUCUUGCGCCCCUUGCCUUUGCAGCCCUGGUGUCGGCCAUCAAUCUGUGGCCACACACGACUUGCGCAAUCUGCAUGCGAUUCAAGUUUCAUUGUUGAUCUGCAAAUCCGUCCACUUCGCGUGCUCACAGCUGCGAAGUCACGGCGAAGCCCUGCUGCUGUGGAUGGCAGACUUCUGCGAUUUUGCGAGGCCCUUUGGACGAGCGGAUUUGCUUCGAGAUGGUUGGUUGAUGUUGAGGUCUUGCACAAAGAAGACGUCCGUGGUCUAA